This is a messenger RNA of Pipistrellus nathusii (Nathusius's pipistrelle), 347 nucleotides long. Lineage: Eukaryota; Metazoa; Chordata; Mammalia; Chiroptera; Vespertilionidae. The record is from the annotation of a GenBank genome assembly.
AUGACUGAAGUAGCCAGGAAACCACAGGAACCUAUAACAUUUAUUAUACAAUCAAACCCAAGGAUAAAAAAUAAGAAUAGGAAGCCCCCCUGUCAGCCAAGAUCCAGAAGUGGUGUCAAGAUGCCAAAGAUAACUGUGGAGGCUAAAAGACCUCUUCAAGAGAAUUCAAGAAAUAAGUCUCAAACAUUUGUAACUCACUCAAAAAAGCUUAAAAAGACAAGAAAGCCAACAAUAUCCAUCUGUCAUUAUAUGCUUAAUAAGAAACAAAGUCAAAAUAAAAUAAAAAAUAAAAAUAAGAGACAGAAGCAAAAGAAGAGCCACAAUCAAAAGAGAAGGAAUCAGAAUAA